AAAGUUAAUAAUCAAUACAAAAAGAAAAAUACGUAUUGAAAAAAAGAAAACCCUCGCAAACAGUAACCGGUACGACCGUGUAAAAAGCCGCCAAAAUUCUACUCAAGGAGCGUAAAGCGAUCAUUUCGAAAAUGAAAUCAUUGACGGCCGUUUGCCAAACAGGCGCCUCAAUGCCGGCCAUCAAUCCGAACGGGCGCAUCACGCGUCAUGCGCCGCAUCGCGGCGACGGCGAGAAUGCCGAGAUGAAAAUGUAUCUGUCCAAGCUGAAGGAUUUGGUGCCCUUCAUGCCCAAGAAUCGCAAACUCUCCAAAUUGGAGAUCAUCCAGCAUGUGAUCGAUUACAUUUGCGAUCUGCAAACGGAAUUGGAGACUCAUCCCGAGAUUAAUAAUUUCGAUGCAGCCGCUGCGCUCAGCGGCGUCGCAGCUGCUGCAGCUGUUGCUGCCGGCAACUCGGAAGGAGACGAUGAUGACGAUGACGAAGAGGUGGUGGAGGAGGAGGAGGAUGAUGCGAUGCGGGGGGUGGUGGAGGAGAGGAGCGAACAGUUGGUGGCGGGCAGCGAUGUGCUCGCUCAGCGCUUGGCCGCCGAGAAAAUCUCUAGUCCCGUUGCUGCCACACGCAUCCCGCUCAUCGAUCGCCAGACGCCAAACACAAUUCUGCCAGCGACGGCGGCAGCAGCGACGUUAGCGUCAACAGCGGCGCCUGUGCAACAACAGCAACAACAACAGCAGCUGCAGCUGCACAGCAGUUUAACAACGCAAAAUAGCGGCGAAAAGGACAGCAGGCAAUCGUAAAAUGAGCAGCUGGAAGAAGAAGAAGAAGCAGCAGCAUCAGCGGCGGCAACUACAACUAAAACUAAACAUUUAAAGCUACAUUAAAUACAUAUAAAUAUAUACAUAUAUAUAUAAAACAUAUUAACUAAUGUUAGUUAGUAGCAGCAGCAGUGUAGUACAGUCAACUUCACUCUCAAACUCAACUCAACUCAACUCCACACAAAACUCAACUCAACUCGUGUGAAGAUCUCCACAGCAACAACAACAACACCAACAACCGCAACAGCAAUUCAUUUAAAACACACACACACAUAGACACUGCAGCCACGCCCACAUGUGGGCGCAUGGAUGUAAAAGCAUUUCACACCAACACAUUGAAAGAGUUUUUUAGUUCAUAAAUAAAAGCAGCAAAAAAAGCAAAAUAAAACCUAACUAAGAAUAGCAUUAAAUGAAAGCAAGUAAAAACCAUUGUAAGCACUAAUACUACAUUAUUAUUAACAUUUAACGUUUAACAUUUAACUAUUAGCAAGCAGAUUAACUACGACGAAGAAGUAGAUGAUGAUGAUGAAGAAGAAGAUGAUGAUGAUGAAAAAACUUGGCAAAGCUUUAAACAAUUUAAUUUUUCCUUUAAUCGCAUUGAUGAAAUGAAAUGAAAAAAUGAAUUUUUGUUUUUUAUAUGUUUAGUUUUUGGUUUAAUUGAAGAAUACAAAACAAAAAAAAAAACACAAACAUGUUAAUAAUUUUACGAAAAUGAUAAGAAUGCAAAGCAAAAAAGAACAGAGAGCAGCAAUAAAAGAAAACAAAACAAAAGAAAAA
Messenger RNA from Drosophila grimshawi, 1586 nucleotides. It is a transcript of the gene emc, whose product is annotated as protein extra-macrochaetae. The transcript has 2 exons. NCBI's taxonomy places the organism in Eukaryota, Metazoa, Arthropoda, Insecta, Diptera, Drosophilidae. Gene Ontology annotation, cellular component: cytoplasm; nucleus. The coding region runs from base 132 to 791 and encodes 219 amino acids. Gene Ontology annotation, biological process: circadian regulation of gene expression; cell differentiation; negative regulation of transcription by RNA polymerase II. The record is from RefSeq and is a predicted model, not a curated record. Gene Ontology annotation, molecular function: protein dimerization activity; transcription regulator activity.